AUGAUUAAUUUAAAUGAAGAAGAAAAAUAACAAUAAAGUAAACUCAUUAAUAUAUUUUUCCAACACGCCAAAUAAGGAUUAAUCAUAUUACUCAUGAAUAAUUUAAUUAAAGAAGACUAUUUUUUUUUACAAAUUACUCUCUAUUUAACAAUCAUUAUGCUUACUUUUAAUUUUAUUGCUGCUAUAUUUUUACUUUGCUUUAAAAGAGAUUUCCCUAGAUUAGAAUACUUUCUUAUAUACACUAUGAAUUUAUUUUUGUUUUUGACUUUGUUAGUGUAUUCAUUAAAAUUCUUUAUAGAACUUAAUAAUACAAAUAAAUAGCUAUCUGUAUAUGUCAAAACUUACAUAUUGAUAUUACUAUAAAAAGUAUUAAGUUUUUAAUAAAUUAUUAGGAAAUAGAGAUUCUUACCAUUAAAUUAUUUCCACAUGAUAUUUCAAAUAGAUAAGUUAAUUGUUUUACAUCAUUUAUUUUUGUAUUUUUGAUUCUAUUAGAUGAAGAUCCUUUGCAAUGCAAAUAAUAAUUCUCACUUUUACUUCUCUCUCAUUUAAUUAAUCAUACUUUCCAAUUAAUUUUUAACACACUUUUCAAUCUUUUGAUUUUGAAUCAAAAAAAAUCUCAAAAAGAAUUAAGAACAUUUUCAAAGUAAAUUGAUUGAUAAUACAUAUUUAGUAUUCUUCUAAUUGUUUUCUUUUUGAUUCAUAUCACAUUGUUCAUUUUUACAAUAAUAAAAAAUUUAGAAAUAAAAGAAUAAGAAUGCCCUUGUUUACAUUUUACACUUAAAUUUUAUUAGUGUUUUGCUCCAAUAAAUUUUGGUGCAUUUUCAUUUGUGAUUUUAUUGGAAUAUUAAUGGUUCAAAGGGACUCUAACAAAUUAAGAAACAAUUGAUAAAAAUAGUUAAAAUUAAAGUUCUUGUAUAAUAUUAUUAAAUUUAUUCUUAAGAUGCAGCCUCACUUUAGAAAAAUAAUGCAAUAUAAAAAGAUAGAUAAUCUGUAAAGAGUAUGAGUUCAGUAAUCAACAAUCCUAUGGAUAAUAGUGAAUGCAACUCUUAAGCACCAAAUUUUGGAAAGUAUAUUGACAAUUUUUAUAUAUUUAGAGAUGAAAAUAAAUAAUUAUAAAAAUUAGGGACGAGUUAAUUUGGUGCUUCAUAAUAUAAUUAAGGGAUGGAGCACUCUUGGGCAAAUGUUUAUCACUAAAAUCCAUUCAACUAAUAGGAUAGUAAAGAGAUCAUCAAUAAUCAAAAGAGAGAGAGCAAAUCCGUUGACGAGAGUUUUAUCAGAUAAGAAGAAUCCUAAUUGCCUGAAAACUUAUCAUAAUUAAAUAACCCAAUGGACUCAGAUAGUUAAAUUUUAAAAUGA
This is a messenger RNA of Paramecium sonneborni, 1356 nucleotides long. NCBI's taxonomy places the organism in Eukaryota, Ciliophora, Oligohymenophorea, Peniculida, Parameciidae. The record is from the annotation of a GenBank genome assembly.